GGCAAGAAGAGAGGGAGAACCACUUGCCCAAAAUAGCUGGACCCCAGGAGUCUAUAUAGGAAGAAAUCCUGCCUUGGGGCUUAGCUUCCCUUGAUCACCUCCUCUCUCUUAUCCUCUCAGUGCCUUGGGUCAGCUUGUGCCCCCACCUAAAUUCAAGCCCGCUCCGACCCACACCGGCAGCAUGUCGAUCACAGACUUGCUCAGCGGAGAGGAUAUUAAGAAGGCGGUGGCAGCCUUUGCAGCUGCUGAGUCCUUCAACCACAAGAAGUUCUUCGAGAUGGUGGGGUUGAAGAAGAAGAACAAACAGGAUGUGGAGAAAGUGUUCCACAUCCUGGAUAAGGACAAGAGUGGCUUCAUCGAGGAGGAUGAGCUCAAAUUCAUCCUGAAGGGCUUUACACCAGAUGGCCGAGACCUGUCUGACAAGGAAACCAAGGCACUCCUGGCUGCUGGAGAUAAGGACGGUGAUGGCAAAAUUGGGGCUGAAGAAUUCACAAGUAUGGUGGCUGAAUCAUAAACGGCUCUGACCGCCCCAGGCCCUUCGACUGCCCCUGAACAACCGGAUUCCAGUCGCCUCCUGCCGACCUCCUUGGUUUCUCUCCUUUUUAUUUAUGCUAUUUUUUACUCCAACUGUUCCCUGCAGCCCUGUAACUCUAUCACUACUCUGGAAAACGCUGGUAGAAACAAUAAAGGUCAAAUCCACCUGACUCCUGAUA
Molecule: messenger RNA, 713 nt
Organism: Dromiciops gliroides (monito del monte)
Lineage: Eukaryota; Metazoa; Chordata; Mammalia; Microbiotheria; Microbiotheriidae
Gene: PVALB
Product: parvalbumin
Exons: 5
Coding region: 182-514 (110 amino acids)
Cellular component (GO): nucleus; cytoplasm
Molecular function (GO): calcium ion binding
Source: RefSeq, a predicted model, not a curated record